Erinaceus europaeus (western European hedgehog) is the source of this 1325-nucleotide messenger RNA. It is a transcript of the gene HSPB6, whose product is annotated as heat shock protein family B (small) member 6. Gene Ontology annotation, molecular function: protein folding chaperone; structural constituent of eye lens. Bases 41 to 520 code for a protein of 159 amino acids. Gene Ontology annotation, biological process: protein refolding; response to heat. The transcript has 3 exons. The record is from RefSeq and is a predicted model, not a curated record. NCBI's taxonomy places the organism in Eukaryota, Metazoa, Chordata, Mammalia, Eulipotyphla, Erinaceidae.
UGGGGCACUGCGGAGCCUGGGGCGGCGGCGGAGGAGCAGGAUGGAGAUCCCCGUGCCUGUGCAGCCCUCCUGGCUGCGCCGCGCCUCAGCCCCACUGCCCGGACGCCUCUUCGACCAGCGCUUCGGAGAGGGGCUGCUGGAGGCCGAGCUGUCCACGCUCUGCCCGGCCGCGCUGGCCCCCUACUACCUGCGCGCCCCCAGCGUGGCGCUGCCGGCCGCCCAGGUGCCGGCCGGCCCUGGCCACUUCUCCGUGCUGCUGGACGUGAAGCAUUUCUCCCCGGAGGAGAUCGCCGUCAAGGUGGUUGGCGAACACGUGGAAGUGCAUGCGCGCCACGAGGAGCGCCCGGACGAACACGGCUACGUCGCGCGCGAGUUCCACCGCCGCUACCUCCUGCCGCCCGGCGUGGACCCUGCGGCCGUGACGUCCGCGCUCUCUCCGGAGGGCGUCCUGUCCAUCCAGGCUGCCCCCGCGCCGGCCCAGGCCCCGCUGCCCGCGCCACCGCCGGCUGCUGCCAAGUAGGGGGUCUGGGCUUGCUUGACCCCGGGAGCAGCCUCUGCCCCCUUUUUUAAAGCCGACCUGACUCCACCCAGCCAGAUGUCCCGAGCGCUUCAAGACCAACCUCCCACCGAUCCGAUAAGCAAGGCUUCUCACUGACACCCCCGGCUCACACGCCCUCCAGCGUACACACAGGCACACACACACACGCACACACACACACACAAACACACACGCACGCACGCAGCUCCUCAGCCUAUAUCCUUUCUAGAUUUCUUUUGACUUCUCUCUAGGAAAAUAUCCACACCCCAUUUUAGUCCUCUCCCUCUAACCCCAGAACAUGAUAUAGGACAGCCCUGGCCCAUGCCUCCAAGCCAGUCAAGCAUAAUGUCCCCCCACUUCUCAAAUGCCCAGGACUGUGCACAGACGUCACACCCCAGACUAUCUAGGCCAGGUGCCCAAGGCCAAGAUUCAGGACUCUUCCCCUCAUUCCAAACACUCCACUGUGUCCCAUCCUACCUUACUCAAAACUCAGCCAGCCACCACCAUGAGAUCCCUCCUGACCCUACCCAGGCCAGGCCAAGCAAGGCUCUCAAGCUCAAGCUGCACAAAACCCGCCCUGUCACCCCAAAUUCUGCACAGAUACAGCAGGCCACUACUCCAACUCUAGCCAGAACACUGGAGUCACUUGACUCCCAAAUCUCCAAACAUAUCCCUCACUCUCCAAGACCCAACUCAAACUCAACUCUUGAUUCCUCACCACCUUUCUCUUGAACUUCUGAAGCCCCAACCCAUCACCUGCUCCCCUCAAUAAAUGAGCUAAAGCUGU